This is a messenger RNA of Pyrus x bretschneideri (Chinese white pear), 1674 nucleotides long. RefSeq names its product mannan endo-1,4-beta-mannosidase 7-like. Gene Ontology annotation, molecular function: hydrolase activity, hydrolyzing O-glycosyl compounds. Bases 272 to 1534 code for a protein of 420 amino acids. NCBI's taxonomy places the organism in Eukaryota, Viridiplantae, Streptophyta, Magnoliopsida, Rosales, Rosaceae. The transcript is spliced from 5 exons. The record is from RefSeq and is a predicted model, not a curated record.
CAUGCCUAUGACACAAUGACAUGCGGACAAAACUUUACACAUUUCUUAUUUCAUGGACACAAGAUGCAAACGUGACGGUGUACCCAUGUCAUAGGUGACUUGUCACAUAUGCCCCCACCAAAUUCGGCGGUUCCGCUGCUCUGCUGCAUGGAUUACUAGUUUCCUUCUUCUCUAUUUAUUUGCACAUUUGCAAUUGUAAAACAAGACAACCAAAUUCACCUCCAAGCUUUUUAUCCAACUGCAAUAACAUUACAUCUACAUUUUAGAGAAGAUGAAGCAUCCUUCUAUUGCUCUUCUUUUAGCAAUUAUAAUACACCAACAAUGUUUUAUUAGUCCCAUCCAUGUUUCAGCAGCAGGUGAUGAUUUCAUCAGAGUCAGGGGAGUGCAUUUUCUUCUCAACGGCAGCCCUUACUAUGCAAACGGCUUCAAUGGCUACUGGCUCAUGUAUGUGGCUUCUGACCCAUCUCAGAGGCACAAAGUCUCGUCUGCUUUCUGCGAAGCAACUAGCCACGGACUCACCGUGGCUAGAACUUGGGCUUUCAGUGAUGGAGGUUACAGGCCUCUUCAGUUCUCCCCUGGCUCCUACAACGAGCAAAUGUUUAAGGGGUUGGAUUUUGUGAUAGCUGAGGCCAGAAGGUAUGGGAUUAAGCUGAUAUUAAGCUUGGUAAACAACUAUGAGAGCUUUGGAGGAAGAAAACAGUAUGUGAAUUGGGCAAGAAGGAAAGGGCAGAACUUCACAUCUGAUGAUGAUUUCUUCAGGAACCCUGUUGUGAAGGGUUACUACAAGAACCAUGUAACCACUGUUGUUAACAGAUAUAACACCUACACUGGAGUUCAUUACAAAGAUGACCCAACAAUUAUGGCCUGGGAACUUAUUAAUGAGCCUAGAUGCUCAUCAGAUCCUUCAGGAAGGACUAUUCAGGCUUGGAUAAUGGAAAUGGCUUCACAUGUGAAGUCAAUAGAUAGAAACCACUUAUUGGAAGUUGGUCUAGAGGGAUUUUAUGGACAAGCAAUACCUCAAAGGAUGAGUCUCAAUCCUGGUUAUAAUAUUGGAACAGACUUUAUCGCGAAUAAUCGGAUUCCUGGGAUCGAUUUCACAACAGUUCAUUCUUAUCCUGAUCAAUGGUUGGGUAGCUCUAAUGAUCAACAUCAGCUCGCUUUCUCGAACAACUGGCUCAAUACCCACAUCCAAGAUGCACAGAACAUUCUUCAAAAGCCGAUAUUCAUCGCGGAGUUUGGGAAGUCAUGGAAAGAUCCCGGUUUCAGCACCUACCAAAGAGACUUGCUCUUCAACACCGUGUACUCCAAGAUAUACUUUUCGGCGAAAAGAGGAGGAGCAGCUGCCGGGGGACUAUUCUGGCAACUUCUCACUGAAGGCAUGGACUCUUUCCGUGAUGGAUACGACAUAGUUCUGAGUCAGAGUCCCUCGACAGCAAAUGUGAUUGCUGAACAGUCUCACAAGCUCAAUCAGAUUCGGAAGAUCUUUUGCGCGGAUAAGAAAUGCUCGGAUGUGGAAGAGGGCAAGGGCCAUUAGAAGGGAUGAAUGGUUGGGUAGAAACUGUUGGUUUUAUUUAUUUAGAUUAUAAAUAAACAUAAUCCACCAAAUAGGAGAUGGAUUAUGAUAACAUCUUUAAUUAUUUGUUAUAAUUAAAAUGCAAGGAACAUGCUUGGUAU